Plasmodium gonderi is the source of this 1425-nucleotide messenger RNA. RefSeq names its product 3-oxoacyl-[acyl-carrier-protein] synthase i/ii. The transcript is spliced from 3 exons. The record is from RefSeq and is a predicted model, not a curated record. The coding region runs from base 1 to 1425 and encodes 474 amino acids. NCBI's taxonomy places the organism in Eukaryota, Apicomplexa, Aconoidasida, Haemosporida, Plasmodiidae. Gene Ontology annotation, molecular function: 3-oxoacyl-[acyl-carrier-protein] synthase activity. Gene Ontology annotation, biological process: fatty acid biosynthetic process.
AUGAGAAUUUACAACAAAGUCCUUCUCUUCUACAUUUUAAUUUUACAAGUACACAGCAAAAAAUAUGGAUUUAUCAAGAACAGUAUGCAAAGAGCUGGAAAAGACACUUUCAGAAAUGUAAAGCUGUACAACACCUACAGUGCAAAUGAAUUGAAAACACAUUGUGAAACAUCGAGAGUUGUGUGCACGGGAAUUGGCAUUGUAAACGGAGUAGGAAUUGGAGUAGAAAAAUUUUGGGAGAAUCUAAUAUCUGGAUAUAACUCUAUUGACAAAAUUAGCAAAUUUGACGUAACAGGUAUGUCCUGUGGAAUAGGUAGCGAAAUCGAUAAGAAAGACUUCAAUCCCUGUGAUUAUUAUACAAACAAAAAAGAUGUAAAUCGAAAUGAUGAUUGCACUCAUUAUGCUGUAUCCGCAGCAAGACUAGCCAUAGAUGAUGCAAAAAUUGAUUUACAGAAAAUUGAUUGCAAUAAAGUAGGGACUAUUAUAGGAAGCGGUAUUGGUGGGUUAUCUUUUUUAGAAAAAGAAAUGAAAACAUUGUAUGAAAAAGGACAUAAAAGAAUAAGUCCUUAUUUAAUACCUGGUAUGAUAGCAAAUACACCAGCAGGUUUUGUAUCGAUGGAACAUAAUUUAAGAGGAAUUUCACUUGGCAUGCUAAGUGCUUGUGCAACAUCUGGAAACACCAUUGGUGAAGCAUAUCGUUAUAUAAAGUAUAAAGAAUAUGAUGUCAUGGUUUGUGGUGGAACGGAGGCAAGUAUUACACCUAUAAGUUUUGCAGGGUUUAAUGCAUUAAGGGCUUUAUGCAGUGGAUAUAAUGAUACUCCCAAAAAAGGAUGUAGGCCUUUUGACUUAAAAAGGAGUGGUUUUGUUAUGGGAGAGGGUUCAGGUAUUCUAAUUUUAGAAUCGUAUGAGCAUGCUGUUAGAAGGAAUGCCAAAAUAUAUGGAGAGAUUUUAGCAUAUGCUUCUGAAAGUGAUGCAUUUCAUAUGACAGCACCAGAGCCAAGUGGACGGGGUUUGAGUAAUUCUAUCCUUAAGGCAAUCAGAAAUGCAAAUAUAAAUAUAUCCGAUGUUAAGUAUGUGAAUGCACAUGGGACAUCAACUAACUUAAAUGACAAAAUUGAAACAAAAGUAUUAAAAAAUGUUUUUAAAGAUCAUGCCUAUAAAUUACAUAUAUCUUCUACCAAAAGUAUGACUGGUCAUUGUAUAGGAGCUGCGGGUGCAAUUGAAUCAAUCGUAUGCUUAAAAGCAAUGCAAACAAAUGUUAUACCACCAACUAUUAAUUAUGAACAUAAAGAUAUUGAAUGCGAUUUAAAUUAUACACCCAACAAAUGUUUGCACGCCAAAGAAAAUAUAGACAUUGCAUUAAAUACAAAUUUGGGUUUCGGUGGACACAACACAGCAUUAUUAUUCAGAAAAAUUACACAAUGA